Messenger RNA from Triticum aestivum (bread wheat), 2220 nucleotides. RefSeq lists its product as uncharacterized. NCBI's taxonomy places the organism in Eukaryota, Viridiplantae, Streptophyta, Magnoliopsida, Poales, Poaceae. The coding region runs from base 320 to 925 and encodes 201 amino acids. The record is from RefSeq and is a predicted model, not a curated record. The transcript has a single exon.
CAGGCCGUCGCACGAGCACCACAGACCGCAGCCCUCUCGCCCGCACGGCGCACACGGCACACACACGACACGAUCGCGGGAAGCCCCCGACACCUGGGCAGCCCCUCGGAGCCAUCAUCAUUGCCCCAAUAAUUCACUCCCCGCACCGGACGCCGAUCGCCGCCACCACCACCACCAGUAGAGGGCACGCCGCGCGCCAAUAAUAGGGGCGCGAGCAUGGCGUCCCAGCGCUGAAACACACCGCACGCUGGUUGGUCAGUGGCCACUGGCCGGCCACCGCACGCGCGCACCCACGCUUCCAUCGAGCACGAGCACGCCGAUGUCCAUGCGCGACCGCCGCGCCUCCGCCGUGUCCCCGUCGCUGCGCUUCCUCGGCUUCAUCAAGCAGCCGGAUGACGCCGGCGCUGCCGACCAGGAGCUCGAGCUCGACGAGCGCGACGUAGUCUGGUCGUCGUCCCCCUCCUUCUCCUCGGCCUCCACCGCCUCGUCGCCCUCGCCCACGCCGUCCCCGUCCGGGGGGAGCCACCGCUGGCCCCUCUCCUCCCGCGCCUUCCCGUCCGGCGGCGCCGGCCUGUCGUCGCUCAUCGCCGACGAGGACAGCCGCUCGCCCAGCGCGGCCAUCCCGGCCGCGGCCCGACGGGAGAGGCAGCCGCGCUCGCAGCCGUACCACCAGUCUGCGCCGGUGGCCGUGCCUGCCUGGUCCAAGGCGACGGCGGACAGGCGACGCCGGGAGGCGGAGCAAGAGGCCGCUGACGAGGAGGACGAGGAAGACAACGAACUCAUGGUGCCGCCGCACGAGAUGGCCGCGCGCCGGGCCGCGGCGGCGGCGUCGGUGAUGGAGGGCGCCGGGCGGACGCUGAAGGGGCGCGACCUCCGGCGCAUGCGCAACGCCGUGUGGCGUACCACCGGCUUCCUCGACCUGUGAAAAAGGACGCUCCUUUGGAGGUUUCUCUCGCUGCCCACGUCACUCCAAUUCAUGGUGUAGUAUUUGUUACAGAAAAUGUGGAUCUUCUGUUGCUACGUUUGGGAUUCUAGGCGAAAUAUUUUGAUGUAUGUACUACUAGUAAAUUAACAAGUGGUUAUGUUUUUCUAGAAGAAAAGAUGCUGAUCACGGAGCAAUCAAAUAAGGUCUAAAUGGCUGGAUUGAACUUGCAACUAACCACAAUAGCCACUGGCAUACAAUUGCUUUAUGAUCUGUACAUUUUUUUCUGUAAAAAGAUAUUUCCUUUGUCCCAAAAUGUGAAGGGAGUACUAUCUCUAUUCAUUUUUAUAAGACGUUUUAGACUUUCAGACACUAUUUAAAAUAGUACAAAGCAAAACUGUCUAAAAUGUCUUAUAAAAACAAACGGAGGAAGUACUUACUACCAAGCUUCAUUUAGAAGGGAAGAAAAAGAUUUGCAAAAGGUAAGUAAAAUGUAUUGCAUGGUACAAACACGUAUGAGUGUAAAUGUUGUACUCCCUCUGUUUAUUUUUAUAAGACGUCUAGACAAUUCAGACAGCCCACAGAAUAGUUCUGUGUCAGCUGUUCAAAACGUCUUAUAAAAGUGAACGGAAAGAGUGUCUAUUUUUAUAAUUGGAAAGACCACAACACAUUUUACCAGUCGUACGUGUACACUGUGAUUAGCAGAGUGCUUUUAUCUGAUGUUGCAGUAGUACUCUAUCCAGGGUCUCCGUUACCAGCUGCAGGUGAAGAAUCAUCUUUCUCAUUGGCACACUCUAAUGGAUUUGGUUUACAAUAAUGUUGAUGCUAGUUUUGAUCCUUUUACUGCUAAACCCUGUUUUGGUGCUAUCAUUCGGGACAGCGCUGAUUGCCUUUUUUCUGCUUGGAAUUGACUGGAAGGCUGCUCAGAUGGAACCGAAGUUAAACUGCUAUCUUGUUGCAGAGCAUCUCUGAUGGUUGUGAGAUAACUGUUGCUAAAAUUUGCUAGUUCUUUUUCUUUAUAAAGAUGGCUCUCCCUCCGAUUUCAUUUAGUAGAAACUACAAUGUCUUAAAUCUAGUAGAAUAAAAGAAUAAAAGCAGCAUAUGCUAUAUAUGACCUAGAGCAUCCGAAGAUCCACCUUCAGCGCAUCAUCAAUAAGGCUUGUACUCAUGGAUAUACCCAUACCCUACCCGUUUAUACUCACAUGUGAACCUUACCCGUGAAGUGUGUCGUGAGCUUGUGAACCUAUGUUAAAGUUGUCACCAAUUGUCAAUUUAAAUUAAGAUAAUUGUUAUGUAUU